Molecule: messenger RNA, 681 nt
Organism: Cornus florida
Lineage: Eukaryota; Viridiplantae; Streptophyta; Magnoliopsida; Cornales; Cornaceae
Exons: 1
Coding region: 1-681 (226 amino acids)
Source: RefSeq, a predicted model, not a curated record
AUGGAAUUAAUCAUGGCAGAGAAGCUUCAAGCCAUGAAGAAUUACAAGAAGGACCAGUUUGUCAACAAACUCAUUCUUCACUUUUUCACAGCUUUGAUUUGUACUCUGUUUUGUACCUACCCUUUUUGGUUCCCCCAAGUGAAAAUUCUUAUAAACGAUUUUGUCUUUGUUUCUAUCCCAAAUUUCAAGUCAUUCUUGUUCAACCCCAAGUGCUUGUUCAUAGUAGGCAAUGCCAUUGUUGUCAUCCUGGUCGUAGAAUCAAAGCUCGCAUCUGGUUCACACUCAUCUUCGGCCACUAACAUCUACGAUGAGUAUGUAGAGAGGAGCCAGAGUCUUCAGGGAGCUGCCUCCAAGCAUAAAGAGAAUAAAGAGGAACGAAAAGAGGACAUAGGUUUAACUCAAGAGAGUAGUAGUAGUACUGUGAACAAGAUUGAAGAAGAAGUUAAAGCUGUGGUAUACAUAGAGGAAGAAAAAAGAGAAACAGGGGGUAAAAAAGAUGCUGAUAACGAUUCUGCUGCUGCUGAUGAUAAUGAUCAUAAGGAGGAGGUGGAAGAGGAGAAAUUUGAGGAAGAAGAGCCCGGUUUACCUACCGAAGAGUUGAACAAAAGAGUUGAAGAGUUUAUUGCAAAGGUAAACAGACAAAGGCGGCUUGAAGAGAAAGGUCUAUUAGUUUAUGGUUAA